This is a messenger RNA of Paramisgurnus dabryanus, 2520 nucleotides long. RefSeq lists its product as uncharacterized. Lineage: Eukaryota; Metazoa; Chordata; Actinopteri; Cypriniformes; Cobitidae. The record is from RefSeq and is a predicted model, not a curated record.
GUAACUUUUGCUGUGGAGCGAAGGCUGCCGCAUUAUGUUUUCGUUCAUGUCUUGAUAAGAACUGCCUCGUGCAAACAGAAUAUUAUACUAAACCACCCAGAAUGCUUAUGUAAUUUAGCUUAUGUUGAACGGGACAGGUAUUCAAAAUGAACAAGUGCCAUAAACUCCGAAUCCUUUGCAUUUUGUUACUGGUUGUUCUUGAUGUUUUCUGUGAUGACGUGAGCAACAAAGUCUCGAGAGGUGACUUCUUAACAUCUAUUUGGCAAAACUCAAAGCAGCGAAGAAGCUUGAGAUCUGUAGGCAUGAGGACCGACGGACAUUUCCGAAUGGCACAACCGGCUCAGAUCGCCAAACCACCGUUUGAAUGUGGCGACCGAUUCUUGACGCUGUUUUUAAGUCCCGCAGAUGUUAGAAACCUCCGAAUUUAUGGACCGCUUGGAGAUCAGCUGUUCUUGGGUCAGUUAGCGGCUUUUUGUGGCGUGUCGGUCAAAACUACACAAACCGAUGUCCGCCUGCAAUUUAGCUACGAAAGCUGUUACGUUAAACAAGAGGUAGCUGAAUAUGUGGUGUUCCUGAGCUGGUAUGGCACAGAUAUGAAACUGUCCUGUCCUGUGAUUGUGGCUCCUCCUGUGGUCAUCUGUAAGAGAAAUGCAAUGGAAUUAACUGUUGUUGGUGAAGGGACAGCAGAUGUACUGUCUGUUGCAUUAAAUGGAGAAUGGGCUCCUCUGCUUUAUGUGGCUACACAGUGCUGGCAGAAAGAGCCAUCUAGUCAGGGAAAGCUCACCUUCUCGAUUCCAUACACAAGCUGUGGUGUGAACUUGAGGGAUGGAAACUUCAUUCUUGAAGUCAGAUCAAAAGACAAGAUGAUGUCCCUGUUUUGUCCAUAUGAACCAAUUCCUCCGGUCACGAGCACAAUGGUUCCUGUGACUGCGCAGCCACAAAAGCCACCUGUUGUAUACCAAAAGCCACUAACUUUUUUUCCUGCAGCAACAGGCAGUGAAAUUGUCAAUCCGGAGCAAGGAUUUAGGCAACCAGAAAGAACUGCAGUUAUACCUGCCAAAACACCCUUACGGCCAUCAAGUCACCGGAUGCCAAAUAAAUCCCCUCUUUCAAAACUUUUGCCUGGAUCCUUUAAUCUGGCAGUAAAUUUCCCUUUUUCAGUCCCCAUACCAAAAUGGCAGGCUGCAAUGCCUCAUAGACCCCAUCAUAGUAAACCAGCAUUUCCGAUCUCUGAUCCCACCCCUGAUCCCAUUCUUGAAACCACUUCUGCCUUUAUCCCUGAUCCUACCCCAGCUCCUACCCCAGCUCCUACCCCAGCUCCAGUCAGUGAAGCACCAUACCCUCAAUUAUACCCAAAUGUGCCGUUUCCAUAUCCAUUCCAAAAACCUGGUUCAAUAUUAUCUCACAUUAAGCCUUAUAGUCAAGAGUAUCCACGUGUGGGAGCACUAGUCCCAGGUUCUGCACAAUACCAGCAAUUAGUCUCAGCCCAGAGUCUUAACUUACCUCCAGCUUAUCAGUAUAAAGUAAACGAGGCUUUGUCCACUUUAAAACGGUUUCUUCCCCCUGGGUAUUAUCUAUGCUCUUAUGACAGUCAAAAACCAGAGGUUCUGCCACAAAACCUACAAAAUCCUGUUCUUCAGCCUACUCGGCCCUUUCAGUAUCCAGAAUACGGGUAUGAAAAAACGGAUAUUUCUCCGCUUGCACCUGUAGCACCUCUGAUAAAACCAUAUUCAGAACAGCAGUUUGCAAGUCCUGAAGUUGAUACUGAAGAAUCGCGUACUGUACCGCAAUCUUUACAACCCCAGCCAUAUUACCCUGCUUCUCCGUAUAUUCCCGUAAAUACGCAAUCUCAGGUGAGACCAUAUCGUCCUCACCAUGGUUUUCAAGAUGCUAAGCCCUACCAGCCACAAUACUACCAAACUCCUGAUCUCAGUCGGGGGUUUGCUAUGCAAGCUGCUGGCUCACACGAUUCAAGUCGUUCACCGUACAGGCACGGUCAAUAUUCCAGAUUCCCAUAUCAACCGUUAAAAUCUGCAGGUGACGUCUCUUCAGGACAGACCGUAUAUACUGGCCCGAGUUUUGGACCACGGUCUUUAGCUUCAGCUAGUUUGCAGGAACCAGAUUUACCAGGCAGUGGUCUUCUUGAGUCUGCUCCUCCAACUCCCCCACAACCUUCACUGCCUCCUGUAGAAGGGAAUUCACAAGUUCCUCAGCUCCCUUACCAUCAAGGUCCUUCUACCUUACGAUCAAGGUCUUUCAUAUCCAACGAAGGAUCGCUUCAGCCCAGAAGAGCAUCGCUCCUGAGGUCCAAUUUCUACAGGCCUCCAGCUGCUGCUACUGGCAAAUAAAAUGUGGUUUUGGUUUGUGUGUAGUAUUUGUGAUUGUCCUAAAAGUAAUAAUAUUUUGAUGUGAAAUUUUCAGGCUGAUACUUUCCAGACCUUUUGAAAAGCUGUUCUAAGAAGGAUGGUAGAAGUAACUUGAUAAAUCAUGUGUGAUACAAUAAAUGUUUUGUAAACUGUA